UUAUCAAUGGAAAGAGAACAAGAAGAGUCUACGAUGCGAAAGAGAAGGCAGCCACCUCAAGAAGCAAUGGCUAGCCACGUGGCUACAAGGAAGCCGUACAGAGGGAUACGGAGGAGGAAGUGGGGCAAGUGGGUGGCUGAGAUUCGUGAGCCUAACAAACGUUCACGUCUUUGGCUCGGCUCAUACACAACCGAUGUUGCCGCCGCUAGAGCUUACGACGUCGCGGUGUUCUACCUCCGUGGCCCCACCGCGCGCCUUAACUUCCCCGAUCUUCUCUUACAAGAGGAGGACCACCGAUUGGCAGCCGCCACCGCGGACAUGCCCGCAGCUCUUAUACGGGAAAAGGCGGCGGAAGUCGGCGCUAGAGUCGACGCUCUCCUUGCUUCCGCCGCUCCUUCGACGGCUGACUCCUCUCCGCCGGUAAUAAAACCCGAUUUGAAUCAACUACCCGAAUCCGGAGAUAUAUAGUCAAAUUUUACACAUGUAGUUUGUUUUGUUUGUUUAGAAGAUUACAUUUACAUAAAAGAUACACAUAAAUACAUGAAAAUAAAGAUAUGUAUACAUGAUUCUGAUUAGGUUUUUGUUUUUCGAUAAAAACUUUAUUAGUUG
Messenger RNA from Arabidopsis arenosa, 609 nucleotides. The record is from the annotation of a GenBank genome assembly. Lineage: Eukaryota; Viridiplantae; Streptophyta; Magnoliopsida; Brassicales; Brassicaceae.